Trichophyton rubrum CBS 118892 is the source of this 339-nucleotide messenger RNA. RefSeq lists its product as uncharacterized. The record is from RefSeq and is a predicted model, not a curated record. The transcript is spliced from 2 exons. Gene Ontology annotation, cellular component: serine palmitoyltransferase complex. The coding region runs from base 1 to 339 and encodes 112 amino acids. Gene Ontology annotation, molecular function: serine C-palmitoyltransferase activity. Gene Ontology annotation, biological process: ceramide biosynthetic process. NCBI's taxonomy places the organism in Eukaryota, Fungi, Ascomycota, Eurotiomycetes, Onygenales, Arthrodermataceae.
AUGUCACAAGGAACGGCAUCUCCAGGGGUUUUCAUGUCUUUCUUCCGGUGGCUCCGACUGAAGAAUUACCAGUAUGAAGUGACAUUCUCACUAUACAUGUUGACCCCUAUAGAGAAAGUAGUUUUCAAUACCAUCCUUAUCCUUUUCAUUUCCAUGCUCAUCACUGCCGCCUACAUAUACCUGCCUGACCAUGUCCUUUCUCUAUACCGACAUAUCAACUAUUAUUGGGCUGGGCAGCCCGUCGCUGACCAGAUUGCGCUACACGCUGCUAACAUGAAACUCUCUACCGCUACCGCAACUGCCGCCGCCACAACAGCUGAAGCAUUGAAGGAAUUAUGA